GCCCGCCCAGGAAAGCAACUCUUGCACAAGUCUCGAAUGCCGCCUGUCUAGUUGCAGCUGCGCGCUGCAUACGCCGCCCGGCAACCGGACGGCAUUAUCCGGUUGGCGUUGGCCGCCGGGCAGCUUAAAUUCCCUCGCCAGACGCCGCCAAUGCUCGCUCGCACGCACUCACCGUCGCCACACGAGAGCAGCCACACUAGCUCACCAUAGGGCACAGGCGGCGCUGCUAGUUGAGGAUGUCGUCGGCGGAGCACCCGUGGCAGGCGCAGGCGUUCGGCGACGCGGUGGCCGCGCGGCGCAGCGCGCUGGUGCUCGCGUCGUACCCGGUGCUGCUGCUCCUCGUCAUCCUGGCCGCGUUCGUCAGGUACCUGUGGGUCGCGCUCGCCAUGUACUGCGCGCUCCUCUUCGUGCUCUCGUGCGCCGCCCGCACCUUCGGCGCCGGGCCGGCCGCCGCCGAUGGCGGCGAGGAGGAGGCGCGGGCCGGCCGCGGCGGGCUCUCGGCGGCGGCCAUCGCCGCGGCCGCCCCGGCGUUCCCGUACGAGCCGCCGGCCGCGCCCGCGCCCGGGGACUGCCCGGUGUGCCUUGAGGCGAUGAAGGCUGGGGAGCCGGCACGGCGGCUGCCGGCGUGCGCACACGCGUUCCACGUCGGCUGCAUCGACAUGUGGCUCGACUCGCACGCGACGUGCCCCGUGUGCAGGAGCCACGUCGUGCCGCGGAAGGGCGGCAAAGAACCGCCCGAGGGGCCCGCGCUGCCGCCGUCCACCGAGCCGCCGGUGUAGCUCCUGCGGGGGGUUGGGCUGGGACGUGUCACGGCGGCUGAAGGGUAGUUUCGACUUUUGGGAUAGUUUUGCACAUAGUACUAAUUUUUUGGGGUUUAUAUAUAGUUGUGCUAGUGUGUUGUUCUGCUGGCUGUAUACAUGUAAGCCUAUUUGUCAAUGAGAAUGCAGUUUAUUAUGCUA
Messenger RNA from Panicum virgatum (switchgrass), 959 nucleotides. RefSeq names its product RING-H2 finger protein ATL39-like. NCBI's taxonomy places the organism in Eukaryota, Viridiplantae, Streptophyta, Magnoliopsida, Poales, Poaceae. The transcript has a single exon. The coding region runs from base 237 to 779 and encodes 180 amino acids. The record is from RefSeq and is a predicted model, not a curated record.